AUGCGAAGAUGUGAAGAUGUGGUGGGCAAUGCUACUGUCGGCGCGUCCAAUAAAGAACGGCGGUUUACUCCGCCCGCGCUCCACGUAGUUUGUGUGCGCAAGUCGCGUAACUCGCCGACAACGCGUCCCCCGUCGUCAUCGCCGCCGCCGACCGCCGCCGUCGUGGCACAAGUCGGCGUGACGUCACCACCGGGCGGUCCUGGCGAGGCCGGGACACCGUCGCGAAGCGCCUGCGAACCAGAGACGCACAAGAGCAGCCGCGCCAAUACCCAGGCGUGCAAGAGCAGGCCCGCCGACAUCCAGGCGUGCAAGAGCAGGCCCGCCGACACCCAGGCGCCCGCCGACACCCAGGCGAACAAGAGCAGGCCCGCCGACACCCAGGCGCGCAAGAGCAGGCCCGCCGACACCCAGGCGCGCAAGAGCAGGCCCGCCGACACCCAGGCGUGCGAGAGCAGGCCCGCCGACACCCAGGCGCGCGUGCAAGAGCAGGCCCGCCGACACCCCGAGAGCAAGCCCACCGACACCCAGGCGAACAAGAGCAGGCCCGCCGACACCCAGGCGCGCAAGAGCAGGCCCGCCGACACCCAGGCGCGCAAGAGCAGGCCCGCCGACACCCAGGCGUGCGAGAGCAGGCCCGCCGACACCCAGGCGCGCGUGCAAGAGCAGGCCCGCCGACACCCCGAGAGCAAGCCCACCGACACCCAGGCGAACAAGAGCAGGCCCGCCGACACCCAGGCGCGCAAGAGCAGGCCCGCCGACACCCAGGCGCGUAAGAGCAAGCCCGCCGACACCCAGGCGCGCAAGAGCAGGCGCGCCGACACCCAGGCGUGCAAGAGCGGGCCCGCCGACACCCAGGCGUGCAAGAGCAGGCGCGCCGACACCCCUGCCGGAUGCGGCGCGGAGACGACGGGUCCGCGCAGGAAGUGUUUAUGGCCGGGACACUUCCUGGCGCGGGACGGCGCGGCGCCCGAGGACCACGCCCCGCGGCCACGCUCGGGGGCCUGGGUCGAGGGCGCCAAGACCGCGGCAGCCCUCAGGACGCCGCCGAUUGCCCUUCGCGGGCCUCUCACCCGUUGUUCUUUUACGACGUCCUGUAAAACCGCCCUGACUCCGACCCUUCUUCGCUCCGAGUCUCCCACACCUUCCCCUCCCGCCCUCGACCACGCCGUAAUUUUCGCCCGGUGGAUCAGCAUUUUACGACGCGUGGAGAGGAACCGCCGGCGUCGCUGCAAGAAGUGGAGGAUCUCGCCGGGGGCUCGGAUGUUCCUGGGGCCGCGACCCUGGGCUAACGACGGCGCGCGCAGGUUGAGCAGUUGA
Molecule: messenger RNA, 1317 nt
Organism: Bacillus rossius redtenbacheri
Lineage: Eukaryota; Metazoa; Arthropoda; Insecta; Phasmatodea; Bacillidae
Product: sialidase-like
Exons: 8
Coding region: 1-1317 (438 amino acids)
Source: RefSeq, a predicted model, not a curated record